CGACCUUGCUCCUCACGCCCACAGAGGGCCUGAUCGUCGUCGUCUUUCUUCCUGCAGGUCUGCCUACUGAAGGUCACCGACUACCUGGACUGCACCCCGCUUCACUGAGGGUAGAACGAUGCUCGUUUUCGACGGCGACUCGGACAGCAUCCAGAAGGAGAAGGAGGAGCUUCCGUCUUAUCUGGCGUCCCCGACGAUCGACUCGACGGAUGUCCGCGAGAAGUACCCGGAAACGGUGCUCGUCAUCGAGGAAGACAAUGUCGCACACGAAGCGAAGACGAGGAUUGGGAAGCUGCUGCAUCGAAUUACUAGGCAGCUUGCGAAGUGGGGCUUGGAGGUCAAUGGGAUAUCCCCAAUUCCGGAGGAUCAGCGGACGGACAAACGCUUGUAUCAAUUCUUCUUCGUCUGGUUCUCCGCGAACGCGAACAUCUUGACACUCAGCGCUGGGACUGUCGGGCCUGCGUAUUAUAGCCUAGGCAUCCGCGAUUCAUUUUAUGUGAUCCUAGUCGUCGACUUGAUCACCUGUGCCUUUCCAGCGUUCUUCGCGACGUUUGGUCCAAAACUGGGGACGCGCUCGAUGGUGCAAAGUCGAUUUACGUGGGGGUACUACGGUGCCAUCAUUCCUAGUCUGCUGAACGUACUGUCGAUGCAAGGCUACCUCGUCGUGAACAGUAUCAUUGGCGGACAAGUGCUCGCCGAGGUAUCAGGCCACCUGAGCGCAACGGUCGGGAUCGUCAUCAUUGCUCUCACUACAUUAAUAAUCACGUUCUGCGGUUCCCGGGUCCUCCAUUGGUAUGAAACGCUGAUCUGGAUACCCAACGUGAUCGCCUUCAUUGUCAUGCUGGCCGUCGGAGGCAAGAACCUUAUUAACGCACCAGUGGUGAACCCCGAGCCUGCGCCGGCAUCGAUGUUCAUGUCCUUCGGCGCGUCCCUCUCCGCCACCGUCGUGGCCUGGGCGACGCUCACUCCGGACCACGGUGUCUACCACGACAAAGACGCGUCGGCGUGGAGGGUCUUCAUCUAUGCGUACCUCGGAUUCUUCGUUUCCAGCCUCCCUGCACACAUGUUAGGCGCGGCAUUUGCUGCUACCGCGGUUUACGUCCCAGAAUGGGAAACGGGGCUGGGGGAUGGGAACGACGUCGGAGGGCUGGUCGCGGCAAUCCUCUCUCCAACUGGCGGGUUCGGCAAGUUCAUGCUCGUGCUCCUCAGUCUCACCGCGCCCAGCGCGUGUGCGCCGACGAUGUACACUGUAUGCACGAGCUUCAUGACCAUCCACCGCAAGUUCGCGCGCGUGCCGCGCUUUGUCGUCGCCGUGGUCUCCACUGCUAUAAUGAUCCCGAUAGCCAUAGUCGGCGCUACCAAGUUCUACAGCACUUUCGUCGACAUCCUCGCGCUCAUCGGGUACUGGCUCGCGCCCUACUGCGCGAUCGCCCUGACCGAGCACUACCUCUUCCGACGCGGGUCCUACUCGCUCACCGCCUACGACGUCCCGAACGCAUGGGACACCCCGCGCCAUCCCAACCUCCCGAGCGGGUUCGCGGCCAUGUGCGCGCUCGGGGCGUCCGUCGCGAUCAUCGUGCCGUGCAUACAGCAAGUGUGGUACACAGGCCCGAUCGCGGCGCACGGCACGGGCGACAUCGGGAUGCUCAUGGGCUUCGUGGUCAGCGUGCCCGUGUACGCGCUGGCGAGGGCGGCGGAGCUGUGGUAUAUCAGGAGGAGGGCGGCGCGGAGGGAGAGCAAGGGCGUCGAGGAGGGGCGUGGGCCUAGUAAUAUGGCGCCGCGCGCGAGGGGGGCGGGGGACUUGUUUCGACUUUGGUAGUAAACCAUGGUGGAACUUUUAACGUUAUAUGGAGAGGCGCUACUUACAGCAUCGCACUUUGC
This is a messenger RNA of Trametes versicolor FP-101664 SS1, 1881 nucleotides long. RefSeq lists its product as uncharacterized. Gene Ontology annotation, cellular component: plasma membrane. Lineage: Eukaryota; Fungi; Basidiomycota; Agaricomycetes; Polyporales; Polyporaceae. Gene Ontology annotation, biological process: transmembrane transport. Gene Ontology annotation, molecular function: transmembrane transporter activity. The transcript is spliced from 11 exons. The record is from RefSeq and is a predicted model, not a curated record. The coding region runs from base 119 to 1819 and encodes 566 amino acids.